CGCAGCUUGCCGCCCCAUUUCGGACACAAAAAUCUCUAAACCUACGUCGGAUCGGGCAAUUCCGAGGGGAGCGCUUGGCCACAGUAGCUCUGCUCCUGAGAUGCCCGGGUUUGUCGAUUCUUACAGUGAUUUUGGGCAGCGAAGGUCGCCACCCUACCGACACUUCACAGCUGGCACUGAAGCAGAAGCUAAAUUGUCCAUACAGCCGAUUCAGAUCAACUUGGAUCAAGUUAGCUUCAAUUUUCUUUGUACUACUUUUUUAUUUUUGGGUGAUGUGAAAGAGAACACUGUGGUGUUCUUUCAACAAUUUCGAAACUUUUUUGUGUGCUGCAUGGAGGAACAGGCAGUUGUCACAGUCGCUCUCGAGGCUGCUCUCCUUUCUUCCUUCUCCACAGCUCUUGCAGCAACAUCACUUCAGGCACCGAAUAUCUCCGGGAAGCUUCCUUCACAGACUGGCUUCCACAUCUCCUCGGGUUCAUCUGCAGUUUUGAAUGAGCAGGCCCAUUCUUCCACAUUUUCUAUCUCCAACGUGCAGGCACCACCACAUCGGAUCCCAAUGCCAUCAUCGCCUUCACAUUCACUAUUUAACUUCACAGACUCUGGUCAGGAAACAAGAGAUGGCUCUGAAGUCGGCGCCUCUCUUGAUUCAAGCAGGGAACAACAUUCGUUUGAUAGCCUCGAAAUUGACUCAAUUACGUUGGAGGAAGAUAAAAACGAAGCUAUUUUCAUCAGGUUCUUCUUUGUGUAUUUUUGCAUUGAGCUUAAUUAUUGGUUAGUUAGUCUUGAUUCCUCUAACUUUCCUUUGGGUCUUUAG
Messenger RNA from Protopolystoma xenopodis, 814 nucleotides. NCBI's taxonomy places the organism in Eukaryota, Metazoa, Platyhelminthes, Monogenea, Polystomatidea, Polystomatidae. The record is from the annotation of a GenBank genome assembly.